UGAACAUUGUUCUCACCGGGCGGUUCAGCAGCGCCGUUCCUGCCUUAGGUUUUCCGUGCGAUUCCUGCUGUGAGGAGCCCGGGUCAUCACUGUCUCGCCUGCCGCUUCCCCACCCUCACUGGGCUCAGUCCCUCCGCAGGGCCCAGCUGGGCCACCCAGGGACCUCACAGGCUUUUGCCUCUCAGCCCCCAUCCUGCCCCAGCUUGUCAGGCACUAACUGGGUUGGAUAACUCACCCUAUGCAGCCCAGACUUUGGCCACUGUGACCCAGGCUCAGGGGCUGAGCCUGAGCAGGGUCUUCAGCGUGUUCUCCAUUCAUCUGGCAGCUCCGCCCAGGCGCUCUGCUGGGGCUCCCGGCUCCUAUCAUCUGGCAGGUUGUCCAGAGUGCCGGCAGCCCCUGGAAACCAGAUUUGUAAGCUGUGUGUCUUCAGGCUUGCUCAUGCCCUCUCGGGAGUAUUUGACAUUUCUUUGGACCAAGAAAGAAGGACGCUGGUCUGAAAGCGCUCAGUCACCCCUUGCUCCCUUGAGCAGGCAACAUUGACUUGAGCAAAACUGUCCAAGUGAACACAGGUCACUUUCAGUUAAGCUCAGACAGACUUCUCUGAUGGCCCCUAAAGACCCCCAAGAGCCUCCCUUCACUGCCCACCCCUCAUCAUACAUGCCAUCUCUGCCCUCACUUCCCACAGGCAUCCCCCCUACUCACCCCACACGCACGUCUGCCUCCAGACUGCUGCUCCCCCACAUCUUCCAGCCACCCUGAGAUGAGCAGCACCCUCUGACUCCAUUUCACUGAUGGGCAAGCUGGGGCCUAGGGUGCGACCAGCAGUGUGGACUCCAGGACUGGACUGGAUUCACGAAGCUCUUUCUCCUGCCUGCGCCUGGGUGCUGGGGUGGCGGUGGGAUGGGAGUGAGAUUGCUGUCACAGAGAAGCCUGGGGCUGGUUGUCUGAGCUGGUGAUGCCCUCCAGGCCCAUGGCCAGGCAGUGUCCAGUUUGGGGUCCUGUAGGGACCCCGGCAUCCCUCCCCCUCCACAGUCACUCUGCCUGCGCCAGGCCGAUGGCUGCAGUAACCGUGGUCUCUCUGCCCACCCCCCUUGCAGAAGAAUUAACAGUGACUCAGGGACAUUGCUGCCCCCAAUGGGGAAAUGUCUGGGGCAUCUGAGGGGCGCUUGGGGUGAGGCAUGUCUGGGGGAACAUGUUGCCAGGGGAUUGUUGAAGCAGUGUCUGGAUUUCUGCUCCUGACUAGGCUGGUGGUCUGGAGAGACAGGCUUACCCAUGUCAUGAGAGAGGGCCAGACAUGGGUCCCUGCAGGGCUGGCUUUCUCUGGACAGUAUGGGGGAGAAACCCGGCCUCCACGAGGGCUCCAUCCUGUGGACAUGGGUCCCUGCAGGGCUGGCUUUCUCUGGACAGUAUGGGGGAGAAACCCGGCCUCCACGAGGGCUCCAUCCUGUGGAGAAAGCCUCUAGGCCACAGUGGGUAUUGCUUUGCCUCAGGCCUGUCCUGGGGGCUGAGGGGACGGGGGUGACUCCCACACUGGCUGAUGGAGCAUCUGACUCCGGGUGUAAUGUUUGCUUUAGAGACUCAAUGUUGGGGGAGGAUGUGCUCCCAACCCUGCCUAGGGACCACCCCCCCACCCAGCAUCCUGGAGGCGGAGGCGCCCUGACCUCACACCUGCCAGGGUGUCCCCAGGUGAAGCCAGCGCCUCUCAGCCUCCUCUCCUGACAGCCGCCUGCAGCGGGCAGCUGGAGCGGCACACUGCACGCCGCGGCGUCAUCUACAGCCCAGCCUGGCCCCUCAACUACCCGCCGGGCACCAACUGCAGCUGGUACAUACAGGGCGACCGCGGGGACAUGAUCACCAUCAGCUUCCGCAACUUUGACGUGGAGGAGUCCCACCAGUGCUCCCUGGACUGGCUCAUGCUGGGCCCCGCGGCCCCGCCCCGCCAGGAGGCCUUCCGGCUCUGCGGCUCUGCCAUCCCGCCUGCCUUCAUCUCUGCCCGGGACCAUGUCUGGAUCUUCUUCCACUCCGACACCUCCAGCUCUGGCCAGGCCCAGGGCUUCCGUCUCUCCUACAUCCGAGGGAAGCUGGGCCAGGCGUCCUGCCAGGCUGACGAGUUCCGCUGUGACAACGGCAAGUGCCUGCCGGGCCCUUGGCAGUGCAACACCGUGGACGAGUGUGGCGACGGCUCGGAUGAGGGCAACUGCUCGGCGCCCGCCUCAGAGCCGCCAGGCAGCCUGUGCCCCGGGGGCACCUUCCCCUGCAGCGGGGCGCGCUCCACUCGCUGCCUGCCCGCCGAGCGGCGCUGCGACGGCACUCAGGACUGCGGCGACGGCUCCGAUGAGGCUGGCUGCCCCGACCUGGCCUGCGGCCGGCGGCUGGGCAGCUUCUACGGCUCCUUCGCUUCCCCAGACCUGUUCGGCGCGGCCCGCGGGCCCUCGGACCUUCACUGCACGUGGCUGGUGGACACGCAGGACCCGCGGCGCGUGCUGCUGCAGCUGGAGCUGCGGCUGGGCUACGACGACUACGUGCAGGUGUACGAGGGCCUGGGCGAGCGCGGGGACCGCCUGCUGCAGACGCUCUCCUACCGCAGCAACCACCGGCCGGUGAGCCUGGAGGCCGCCCAGGGCCGCCUCACUGUGGCCUACCACGCCCGCGCCCGCAGCGCCGGCCACGGCUUCAAUGCCACCUACCAAGUGAAGGGCUACUGCCUCCCGUGGGAGCAGCCGUGCGGGAGCAGCCGCGAGGGCGACGCGGAGGACCCAGGCGAGCAAGGCUGCUUCUCGGAGCCACAGCGCUGCGACGGCUGGUGGCACUGCGCCAGCGGCCGGGACGAGCAGGGCUGCCCCGCCUGCCCCCCGGACCAGUACCCCUGCGAGGGGGGCAGCGGCCUGUGCUACACGCCCGCCGACCGCUGCAACAACCAGAAGAGCUGCCCCGACGGUGCGGACGAGAAGAACUGCUUCUCCUGCCAGCCAGGCACCUUCCACUGCGGCACCAACCUGUGCAUCUUCGAGACGUGGCGCUGUGACGGCCAGGAGGACUGCCAGGAUGGCAGCGACGAGCACGGCUGCCUGGCGGCCGUGCCCCGCAAGGUCAUCACCGCCGCGCUCAUCGGCAGCCUGGUCUGCGGGCUGCUGCUCGUCAUCGCCCUGGGCUGUGCCUUCAAGCUCUACUCCCUGCGCACGCAGGAGUACAGGGCCUUUGAGACCCAGAUGACACGCCUGGAGGCUGAGUUUGUGCGGCGGGAGGCACCCCCGUCCUACGGGCAGCUCAUCGCACAGGGCCUCAUUCCACCCGUCGAGGACUUUCCCGUCUACAGUGCAUCCCAGGCCUCGGUGCUACAGAACCUGCGCACGGCCAUGCGGCGACAGAUGCGCAGACACGCCUCCCGCCGCGGGCCCUCCCGCCGCCGCCUCGGCCGCCUCUGGAACCGGCUGUUUCACCGGCCGCGGGCGCCGCGCGGGCAGAUCCCGCUGCUGACGGCCGCGCGCACCUCCCAGACCGUGCUGGGUGACGGGCUCCUCCAGCCGGCACCGGGGGCUGCCCGGGACCCCCCGGGACCCCUAACGGACACAAGCAGCCCGGGGGCAGCAGGGGAGGGGCCCCCUGGCGCCCCCAGCCACGCCUCGGAGGUGGGACCUUCCGUGCCACCCCCCUCCGGCCUGCGGGACCCCUUGGAGUCCAGGCCGGCUGACAAGGACAGAAAGGCUGGCAGGGACCCUCUGGUGGCCAGCCCAGCCCCUGUGGACGUGCCUCAGGAGUCCUGCUCCGGCCAGGACCCUCACCCCCUGGCCCUCACUGCCGGUAGCACCCUCGGCCCCCACCCAUCAGAGCCACUGGGUGUCUGCAGGAGCCCCCCGCCACCCUGCUCCCCAACGUUGGAGGCCAGUGACGAUGAGGCCCUGCUGGUCUGCUGACCCGCCGGACACGCUGAUGACCGCCACAGCCCCGCUUUGUAACCAGGGAAUACACAGUCAUUUCUGCCCUG
Messenger RNA from Capra hircus (goat), 3985 nucleotides. It is a transcript of the gene LRP3, whose product is annotated as LDL receptor related protein 3. Lineage: Eukaryota; Metazoa; Chordata; Mammalia; Artiodactyla; Bovidae. The coding region runs from base 1848 to 3914 and encodes 688 amino acids. Gene Ontology annotation, molecular function: protein binding. Gene Ontology annotation, cellular component: plasma membrane. The record is from RefSeq and is a predicted model, not a curated record. The transcript is spliced from 7 exons.